AUGGUGAUCUACACGGGGGAUCUGGGGACCAGCCAAGAUGCCAGGGUGUGGUACUGCCCCAGCCCCGACUGCGGCGCCUCCGGCAGCCACAACCUGACGGCGGGGGUGAGCACCCCCCUGCUCGUGUCCAACUACCCAGAUGGAAUCUGGAUCCACGUCUCGGUCCCCUCCACCGGUGGCUCCUCCGCCGCCACCCUGGAGCUCAGCGCCAUCGCUGCCAGCUGCAGCGCCCCGCACCAAACCCCGCUCCUGCUGUACCGCACGGUCGAUGGCAGGACCUCGGAGCCCUGGCCCAGCUACAGCCUGUGCGUGACCAAGCCCAACAAUAACCCGGACUUCGGAAUUGCGUUCUCAUGGGAGUGGUCGUUCGGAAGCCUGCCGUACAGCUUCGGACGCGGGUUCCAUGCGCUCCUGCCGCCGUUUGACCUGACGCUGCCACACGGUGUGUACGACAUCCAGCUCAUGAGGGCCUACUCGCCGGACGCGGAGGCCCGGAUGGGCGUCAGCUUCGUCCUGCUUUCCAGCAGCGGCGUUGAGCUGGUGCGCUUCAACGAGUCCGUCUCGGGCUACUUCGUCCCCGCCGUCAACAACAUCACCCGGGGUUCUAUGGAGUUCUACUUGCCGGCCGGCAUCGCCGACCAGAGCGCCGCCGUGGCCACGGUACAGGUUUAUAGAGACGUAAUGUCAGGAAUAUUGAUGUGCCUCGACUGGUAUGAUGUCCCUACCCGGAUUCAAGCCAGGUCUUCACGGCCACAACGUGAUGUACUAACCACUAUACGAUAG
Messenger RNA from Volvox carteri f. nagariensis, 783 nucleotides. RefSeq lists its product as uncharacterized. The record is from RefSeq and is a predicted model, not a curated record. The transcript is spliced from 3 exons. Lineage: Eukaryota; Viridiplantae; Chlorophyta; Chlorophyceae; Chlamydomonadales; Volvocaceae. The coding region runs from base 1 to 783 and encodes 260 amino acids.